Empidonax traillii (willow flycatcher) is the source of this 1395-nucleotide messenger RNA. RefSeq names its product G protein-coupled receptor 88 (gene GPR88). The coding region runs from base 292 to 1395 and encodes 367 amino acids. The transcript has a single exon. NCBI's taxonomy places the organism in Eukaryota, Metazoa, Chordata, Aves, Passeriformes, Tyrannidae. Gene Ontology annotation, cellular component: membrane. Gene Ontology annotation, molecular function: G protein-coupled receptor activity. Gene Ontology annotation, biological process: G protein-coupled receptor signaling pathway. The record is from RefSeq and is a predicted model, not a curated record.
GUCGUGCUCUGGUCUGCCAACAGCCAUUUGCCUCCCUAUGGACCCACCUUCGCGAGCUACAAUCUGUGGAAUCUCUUGCUACCUACCCGCCCUGGACAGUGCUGUUCUCCGGAUCGUUCCUGCAAACUGUGUUUUCUGCACCUUGCAGCUUGUAUGACUGAAACCUGCCUUAGAGUCCCUCAUCUGCACAUCCUCCCGUGUGCGUGGUGAGGACUCCUUGCAGCAGAACUUCUGACCCAGACAAGGAUGGGACUUACAGGGCAAAGUCAAAACUGAGCUGCAUUCAGCGAGAUGCCCAACGCCUCUUCCUGGAGUGCUAGCUCGCCUCUGCUGCUGCUCUGGGAGGACUCCUCCGGGACCCGCAUCUUUCUCUCGCUGCUCUACGCAGUCUUAGCUAUCUCAGGGACUUUAUCCAAUGUGAUGGUCAUCUAUUUGGUCUUCUCCUUCAAGAAGCUGCAGACAACCAGCAAUGCCUUCAUCGUGAACGGCUGUGCGGCAGACCUGAGCGUGUGCGCCCUGUGGAUGCCCCAGGAGGCUGUGCUGGGGCUGCUGCCUCCCAAUUCCUCCUCCCUUCGCUCGGCGGAGUACCGGCUGCUCCGAGGGGGGCUCCUGGGCCUCGGCCUCACCGUCUCGCUGGCCUCGCACCUGCUGGUGGCUUUCAACAGGUACGUGCUCAUCACCAAGCUGCCCAGCGUGUACCAGGCCCUCUACCAGCGGAAGCACACGGGCUGCAUGAUCGGGCUCUCCUGGGCCCUCGCCCUGCUCCCGGUCCCGCUGCUGCCCGGGCUCUGGACCCUGGGCUCAGCGCAGUCGGACGGCAGCUCUCGCUACACCGCCCUGCUCCUCGCCCUGGCCGUGCUGGGCCAGACGGCGCUGCUGCUGCACUGCUACCUCGGCAUCGUGCGGCGGGUGCGGGGCAGCGCCAAGCGGGUCAGCGUCCUCAACUUCCACCUGCUCCACCAGCUGCCCUUCCCCGCCGCCCCGCCGCCGCCCCGCCGCGCCCAGCGCCGCCUCAGCAGCGUCUCCGUCCUGCUGCUCUGCUGCGUGUUCCUGCUGGGCACCCAGCCCCUGGUGUGGGUGAGCCUCCUGGGCUUCUUCCUGCGCCCGGCGCCGCCGGCGCUGCAGGCCGCCAGCUGGCUGCUGCUCUGCUCGCUCUCGGCGCUCAACCCGCUGCUCUACACGUGGCGCAGCGAGGAGUUCCGCCGGGCCGCCCGCUCCGUGCUGCCCCGCGCCGAGGGCCCGCCGGCCGCCCCUCGCCAAAGCGCCGCCGCGGGCGCCGCCGCCGCCCCGCCCUGCCCACAGCUGCCGCGCCGGCGGGGCACGGCCACGGGCACAGGCAUGGCCACGGCCACGGGCACCGGGAGCGGCCCCAGCGCCGCGGCCGCGCCGCGCUGA